Messenger RNA from Polyodon spathula (Mississippi paddlefish), 1897 nucleotides. RefSeq lists its product as uncharacterized. The record is from RefSeq and is a predicted model, not a curated record. The transcript has 13 exons. NCBI's taxonomy places the organism in Eukaryota, Metazoa, Chordata, Actinopteri, Acipenseriformes, Polyodontidae. Bases 191 to 1897 code for a protein of 568 amino acids.
UACGUCUUGGAUUUGGGUGAGUGUUUCUCGUUUCUCUUGUUGUGUUUUUAUUAACUUAUUUUCUUUCUUCUCACUUUUGCUUCUUUGCUUGCUAUGCAGAAUAACACUGCUGUUAGCGGUGCUAGCCACUGAAGUUAGGACCCAAAACCCGCCCCCAGGGUUUGUGACAACAGAAUGUCUGGGACACUUGAUGAUGAUUAUGCUGGAUAAGUCUUUUCUUGUGGGGAAACAUUUCCGCAUCGAUAUUAUUGAUGUCAAGGGGACUACCUUUAAUCUCUCUCCAAGGCUGGCAACACAGUGUGGAUAUAGCUUAACCGUUGACUUCUUGGGGAAUGCCAGGUUACAUGCUUCUGUGCUGAGCUGCUUUAUUGUGAACACGAAUGAUGAGACCUACCGCCUCUCUGUACUAAUCCGCGUUUCUCCCAAUGGUGAUAUGUCCUCGGCUUCCUCCUAUGCACAAACUGUGACUUGUGUUUAUUCUCAAUGGGCAGCAAGGGAAAUUCUAUGUGAAAGAAACUACAUGGAGGUUUCCGUGAGACGAGGCAUACCACUUAUUGACCCAAACGUUGCUCAAGAUGAGCCUGACUGGGUUAACAUAUAUCCUGAGGCAACUGCUGCUGACCAUGCAAUCUGGCAAGUAGUGUUUCAUCUGGCACAAAAUAAAAAGAAAGAGAUGACUGUUGCUCAGGCCAUGUUGAGUGGUUAUGGAAUAAACACUACCCCAACCAGAGUUAUGCUAAGAGCUGCCUACAAUGCAACAGAAACUCAGCCUCAGCUAAUCCAAACUGUACCAAUGGCAGUCCUAAGGUCAACUACCUUCUAUAAGCAAAGAUGGAUGGUCUUGAUGGUGGACACUGCAAUUGCAUGCCCUACUGAUGGUACAUCAUUCACAGAGGAGAUGAUUGCAUGGAAAGUUCCCCGUGUCAUACCUCCCCUUGUUCCUACAGCACCACUUACUAGCCUCAGUGUUCAAAUGGGAAUUGAUGGGCGCAAGCUUGACCCGGCAACAGUUAGUAAUAGAAGAUAUGUACUGGAUGUGGGUCCUGAGCUAAUCACGGUUAAAAUUCCAGUGGGCGCAGAUGGUGGAUAUUAUAAGAGUGAUGUCUUGAACAACACCUAUGCGAUUUCUUAUUCUAUUGCUCCAAUGCUGGAGCAUACCUGGCAGGAUGUGACUGAGAAGACCAAGCACACUAUACUUCACCCAAUAACCACUCCUUUGAUGCCUAGGCCACCUUUUGUCAUAAACAACACUGUUCCUAAAGACCGAGUGUUCAAUGUGACCCUGGGGAUAUUCCUGCCUGAUGUGGAUCUUGUCGACAUUACAUUUGGACUUGAGACUUUGACUGUGCCAGAAGCCAAUCUGAAAGGGUAUAAUAUCCAGGAGCACGUCUUUCCCAAUGGAUCCAAGACCUACACGCUCCAGGUGCCAUUUGUGGACCCCAAUGUAAAGAAAGAGGUAACUCCUCCAGACACCAGAACUUAUAUUCUACCCCUGACCUACUUGCUGAAUAUUGUGCCAGAGAACAAGCCUUUUACCUAUCCUGCUGAAGUGCAAGCCUCUGUGAAAGAUAUCAUCCUACCUACAGUAACUGGCUAUUGUGAUGUUGCUGCAUUCUAUGUCAUGGUAAAAUAUGGCAACAUGGGUCGCAACUGGAUUCCUUAUGUGGGCUCAAGAGAACUUGGUGGAAGUUUGCUUGCCCUGUACAAAUAUAAUUCUAAUGCGACACAUUUCUGGAUCACUGUGCCUUACAGUGCAAUUGAUGCCACAUAUGAAGUGAUCAAAUCUUCGGAGAUCAGGAGCAGGCUGGACUUGACCUUGAAGGAUAUUGAGACCACGUUUGUGCUGACUAGCUUCUCUCUGUCCUGUGGCUUCCCUACGAAGAUGAUUGGUAACUAA